AUUUUCAAAGAUGAUGGCUUUAAGCAUAGUGCAAUUACUGGUUAGAAAUUGACAUUUGAAGAUUAAGCAAACAGUUUUGUAUAUGAAAGAGUAAACUCUUUUCUUUCCUCUUGUCUGAAACUAAGCCUCAUUGAGUUUAUACUUUAUACAAAAUGAGAAUAUCACUUAAUCUUCUUCCCUUUUUCCUUUUAAUCCUUCAUCACUACUCCAAUGGCCAAAAUUUGCCAAAUAUUAGCACAGGCUCUACUUUUACUGCUGGAGACAAUGUUUCUUUGUUAUCAUCAUCCGAGGACUUUGCAUUCGGAUUUUAUCGUGUUUCAGCUACUCUUUUCCUAGUUGGAAUUUGGUUCAACAAAAUCCAGGAAAGAACACUCAUCUGGUCAUCAAAUCGCGACAGUCCAGCAGAAACUGGAUCCACUAUUAGUCUAACAAGUAGUGGCCAGCUUGUGCUCAAUUAUGCAAAUAGCACUGUCCAACAGAUUUACAGUGGGAAUGCAAAGUGGGGAAUCAUGCAAGACGAUGGAAAUCUUGUCUUGAGAGACUCCAGUUUAGGAAAUGUUUGGGAGAGCUUUAACUUUCCUACUGAUACACUCUUGCCAGAGCAAACUUUAUUAUCAAAAGGAAAACUCUACUCCAAUGCAAAUUCAAGUGAGAAUUCCAAGUACUAUACAGGGAAAUUCAUGCUAGAAAUGCAAUAUGAUGGAAAAUUGGUAUUAUCUGCCUAUCGUUUCGGGGACCCAGGGUAUUGGCUAAGCAGUCAAGAUCAAAAAGGAAAUGGUGAUGUGAAUCUAGUUUUCAACAAGAGCAAUGCAUUGUUGUAUCUUGAGAAAGGCCAUAAUAACACAAUUUAUUCUUUUUCAUCGAGUGUCCCGGCCCCAGUUGAAGACUACUAUCACCGUGCAACUCUAGACAGUUUUGGAAACUUCCAGCAGUAUGCUUAUCAUAAGACUAAUGAUAGCAAUUGGAUUAGAGUAUGGAAGAUCCCUUCAGAGCCAUGUAUGGUGAAUGCUGUUUGUGGGGCUUAUGGAUUCUGCAGCUCAAAUGACAAUGAAACAGUAAAUUGUGACUGUCUUCCGGGCUAUAUUCUCUUCGAUCAAGGUAAUCCCAGCAACGGAUGUCAUCCUAAAACAAUGGUCAACUUCUGUGCAAAUCUAUCUGCAGGAAAUUUCAGGGUGCAGGCUAUUAAGGAUAGUGACAUACCUUACCCGGAGAUUGGGGAUUAUGAACAUUAUUUUGACACGGACGAGGAGGGAUGCAUGAAGCUUGUCAAGGAAGAUUGUUAUGCCAUGGCAGCUACUCUAGUCAAUAGGACAUGUUCCAAGAAGAGGACUCCUAUACUCAACGCCCGUAAAACUUCUAUGACAAAAGGUAGCAUUUCCUUCAUCAAGGUUCCCAUGAAGUCAGCAAAAGUUGGCCAAUCGAGAAAGAAGAAAUCCAACACCAGAGCUCAACUCACCGCUGGCCUUAUAAGCAGCAGCUCCCUUGCUGUCUUAUUUGGAGCCUUGGCUCUUUACUAUCAUCCUUCUCCUCGGAGGCUCAUACGACGUAAAUGGCAGCCUGAUUUAUCAAGAAUAGGGAUCAAUUUCCGUGAGUUCACAUACAAAGAAUUGCAUGAAGCAACAAAUGGCUUCAGCAAGCUACUUGGAAAAGGAGCUUCUGGGAAUGUUUACUCUGGGAUUCUGAACUUAAAGGACAUUCAAGUAGAGAUUGCAGUAAAACGAUUGGAGGAAGUUGCAGAGCCAAGUGAGAAGGCAUUCAUGACAGAGCUAAAAAUCAUAGGUAGAACUCAUCACAAGAAUUUGGUAAAGCUAUUGGGAUUUGGUAUUGAUGAUAAUCACUUUCUUUUGGUUUACGAGCUGAUGAAGAAUGGAGCGUUAUCAGAUUUUUUGUUCAAGGAAGGAAUGCUGCCUACUUGGAGUCACAGAUCAGAAAUGGCACUAGGAAUUGCAAGAGGACUGCUAUAUUUACAUGAAGAAUGUGAUACUCCAAUCAUCCACUGUGACAUAAAGCCUCAAAACGUACUGCUAGACAACAAAUACAAUGCCAAGAUUUCAGAUUUUGGGCUAUCAAAACUCUUGAAGAUGGAUCAAACAAGAACAGACACUUGCGCAAGAGGGACAGUGGGAUACUUGGCACCAGAAUGGCUAAAGAAUGCACCAAUAACACCCAAAGUAGACAUUUUUAGCUUUGGUGUAAUGUUACUGGAGAUUACAUGUGGCAGAAGGCAUAUUGAGCUGAACAGGAUAGAGCAGGAGGACGAAGACGACGAAGGAGAUGAUUUACUGCUUAUAAAUUGGGCUGCAGGCUGCACGAGAAGUGGUAGAAUAGACAAACUUGCAAGAGGUGAUCCGGAAGUUUUGAAUGAUAUUACAAGAUUUGAAAGAUUUAUCAUGGUGGGAUUGUGGUGUAUCCACCCUAAUCCAAUUAUUAGACCUUCAAUGAAGAUGGUAACACAAAUGCUUGAGGGAACAAUUAAGGUUGCAGUUCCUUCACUGAUAGAUUCGUAAAUGUGGAAUGUUCUGCUGGAAGAGUGAAGUUGUUAUUGUUUCUUUUUCUUUCUUUUGAAUGGAUGACUUCAAUGACUUUUCCUGAACACUACAUAAUGUACUGGUAUACUUGUAACUCUUCUAA
Molecule: messenger RNA, 2631 nt
Organism: Nicotiana tabacum (common tobacco)
Lineage: Eukaryota; Viridiplantae; Streptophyta; Magnoliopsida; Solanales; Solanaceae
Product: G-type lectin S-receptor-like serine/threonine-protein kinase LECRK4
Biological process (GO): protein phosphorylation; recognition of pollen
Molecular function (GO): protein serine/threonine kinase activity; ATP binding
Source: RefSeq, a predicted model, not a curated record